Messenger RNA from Plasmopara halstedii, 1383 nucleotides. RefSeq names its product acyltransferase family. Lineage: Eukaryota; Oomycota; Peronosporomycetes; Peronosporales; Peronosporaceae. Gene Ontology annotation, biological process: polysaccharide biosynthetic process. Gene Ontology annotation, cellular component: membrane. Gene Ontology annotation, molecular function: acyltransferase activity, transferring groups other than amino-acyl groups. The record is from RefSeq and is a predicted model, not a curated record. The transcript has a single exon. Bases 1 to 1383 code for a protein of 460 amino acids.
AUGCUACGCACCCACGCUGAGCGUGAAACGAUUAAACACACUCAUGACAUGGCCAUAACUUUGCAGGUUCUUCCCGGAAUUCCGCCGCUUUUAGUUCAGAAUGAGCAAGAUAAGGAUAAUCAGAAGAAGUGUGGCAAGACGAAGAAGGCAACGAACGCAACCGCUCCACCUACCAAGAUCCUUUUUCUUGAUGGAUUGCGUGGUCUUGCUGCCUUGCUAGUCGUUACGCAACAUUCCCAAGAGUACAUGCAGGACUUAAACCUAGGCGCCGUUGCGGUGGACUCGUUUUUCGUACUCUCAUCAUUCCUCCUUACGUGGCUUUUUAUGAAAAAAAGUAUUUGCUUGCUCAAUCAGAAAGCGGGGAUACGUAAAUGGGCAUUCCUAUUAGCUGACUAUUUCUCCAAGCGAUUUUGUCGGGUUUAUCCUCUCUUUGCCCUCACAUGCGUUGCCUUGAGAAUAAUGGAUGAUGAAUACAAAAGUCGCUAUUAUCAUAUCGAGAAGGCGGCGACUUUUGACUUGUUCAAAACACUUACGUUCGACUUUGAAUCCCGGUACUUUGUAUUUUGGACGUUACCGCUUGAAAUUGCCUAUUAUUUUUUUAUCCCUGUGUUUGCUCUCGCUACGCUGUCUCUGAGAAACUAUUGGUGGGUACCAUAUAUUCCUGUAUACUGGUGGAUCAUCACUCAAGGCUGGAGCGAGUACCGCACGAGUCACACAGGGCUCUUACCGCAUAUUCCUACGUUUCUAGCGGGAUCAAUGGCUGCAGCUGUCUUCAUCAAGCUUGAUCCAUGGGUAAAAGCCAGUGGUGUCCACCAUCAAAUUUGGUUCAAAUUGUUGCUUCGAACGAUUGAGUUUACAAUGCUUGCCAUUUUUUUAAGCGUGGCCUUUCGUGGUCUUUUCUUUAAUUGGAUUCACCAUAACGUGGCACCACAGACGCCGGGUUUCCCAUUCGUCAGUGUGACGUUAACGAAUUUAAUUGUGUGUGAAAUGAUCUUGCCAUCGCCGGUAUCAUCAAUUUUAGAGUGGAGCUUCCUGCGGUAUUGGGGUAAAGUUAGCUUCUCCGUCUAUUUGCUGCACAGCUUCGUUCUUUUCAAUACAACAUUAAACUCGCAAGAUAAUUAUUAUUGCCGACUCUUCUCACGAUUUGGGUUACUUUGUCUGCUGGCUACGCUAUCGUAUCAAUUUGUCGAAUAUCCUUCGCAAUUGUUGGCCCAAGGUAUUACGAAAGCUUUGAACAAACAGGAGGCAAAAGGCUCGGACGACAUUACUUUUUUUUGCAGCAAGUGGUGGAAUAAUUUCAGUGGUUUGGCCCAGCAUUUUACAUCAAUACUGGACUUCAAAGCUUACAGAAAAUCCGUUCUUUUAGAUGAACACGGCGUGUAA